Molecule: messenger RNA, 5987 nt
Organism: Pseudomyrmex gracilis
Lineage: Eukaryota; Metazoa; Arthropoda; Insecta; Hymenoptera; Formicidae
Gene: fwd
Product: phosphatidylinositol 4-kinase beta
Exons: 12
Coding region: 1098-4379 (1093 amino acids)
Biological process (GO): phosphatidylinositol-mediated signaling; phosphatidylinositol phosphate biosynthetic process
Cellular component (GO): membrane; cytoplasm
Molecular function (GO): 1-phosphatidylinositol 4-kinase activity
Source: RefSeq, a predicted model, not a curated record
GUUUUUCUUUUAUAAUAGCAGUAAUACACACACAUGCGCGCGCUUUUUUCUUCAUCCGUUGCAACGUAGAUAUUUGCAACCAACUGCCGCGGGAUAAUUGACGAGUUAUCGUUUUGUCACUCGACGUUCAUUUAUCGGUUUUAAAACUAAACGAGCCAAUCACGUUUGAUUGGCCACAGAGAGCAGCUUGUUUUCCGCAGUUGUCAAUGUGUUUGCUGUGUGAGACAAAAAAAAAUCCCCAGGAAAAAGCAGAUUGUCGUAGGAAAAAAAAAAAUUUUUUUCCGCGCGCGUUUAGAUGCGUUGAACCGAGUCGAAAGGAGCAACGCGAUAAAACGCGUGAACCAAAACCGGUGUGUGUCUCUCGCUUCCUCGUUUCCGCGCGAAAGAAACUACUUUCAAUCGGGACAGCAUUUAAGAUUGGAGCGCGACUGACCUCCAGACGCCGAUUUCCGGCUCGAAAUUUUGCGAGAAACAUCAGCCCAAGAUAAUUGUUCUCGCGCUUCCUUUCAAAGCGCAUUAUAUAACCAAUUAAUCUCGCUUGUGCGCGCAAAAUCAAAUCUCUGCCCAUAUUGUAACAUCUCGUUCGAAUUAACGAUACGGAUGGGUCGACCCGUCGAUGUCUCUUUAUCGCGAUAUACAUUUGACACGCGCUGCGGCGUCCCGAUAACACACACGCAUGUUACACGCGCGUGUUUCUUUCCGCGUGUCGACUGUUGAUCGUUUGACAUCACGUCUCGAGUAACGUGGUUGGUUUUUCAGCGCUCGACGAAACGGCCGUUAUCGCGCGUCCGCCGUUAUCGGCACGUUCGAAAUUUUAACGAGAUCUGCCGGAAGUUUAACAUCUCGCGUUGUCUCUCGCGCCGCGUUUGCGGUCGCGCGAAUUUAGUCCGACUUUCGUGUGUUGAUUUCUCCGAGUCUCACGUGACGAUUAUAUCCCGAGUCACGUUUGGCAUCGAUCGCAAUCUCACUCUCUCGCGGCUUAUCGUGGACGCGUAUCUCCGCUCGAUUCCGCGUUUGUCAUCUCCGCGUCUGCCUCGUCAACGCUCGAAGAUGAGUUUUUUUUUUCCCUUCUCGUGAAGCCUCAGCAUGGCCAGCAGAUGACUGUUAGCCGAGCUGGUGCUCGUACACUCGACUCUAAUAUGAGCGAAGUAGUGGCAGUGACGCCGACUGGUGGACCGACACGCCAGGAAAGCGUGGCGCACAUCAAGCGACACAAACUCGCCAGCUGUAAUGUUCCUCUCGUGCACGGCCGGCCAAAUCCGUCGAUCAGUCCACGCAGCAGACUGACCACGCAUCAACGAAAUCACAGCUUGGACUUUAGAUCAAUGGGUAUCCUACUACCACCGGUGCCUCAGGCGACCGCAACCACGUUGACGCAUCAUCACAGAAAUCGGAGUCUGGACUCCGCGCUUCAACGAAUCCCGGAAGUGGACGUGACGCCGAGUCCGGAGUGCGAGAAUCCCGCGCCCUCGUCGGCCUCGUCGAAGUCGACGACGGCGGUGACGUCGUCGUCAUCGUCGUCGUCAUCGUCGUCGUCGGGAACGUGCGGCAAGGGAACGCGCACCGCGCGGGAACGCGACGAUCUGGCCAGCCUGGGGUCCGACGACUCCGGCAUCCUGUGCGGCUCCGACAGCGGCUCGAGCGACGCCACGAACGCGCCUGCCACCCGCGAGUCCAGCGUCGAUCACCUGCACAGUCGCGAGAGUCUGGACUCGUCCGUGUCGCAACUGGGCGACGUGUGCUCGGUCGACGCGGUGGACGGUAUGGAGAACAGUAGUGCCGGUAUGGUGUCGAUGUCGGUGCCGGUGUCGCCCGUGGAACUGUCGACACGUCUCAGUGACAGUCCUCCGACGUCUCUUAAGGACGAGACCAGCCUUGACGAGCGUCCACGUUGCGACGACAAUGAACGUUGCACGCAAAAACCGCGAUCCAACGUGAGUGAGCGCGAACACGACAACGUAGACGGCUAUCAGGAUCGCGAGAUCUAUCAGGGCGCCAUGCAAGUGACGUCGCUGGACACGAGUCAGAGCGAGCUGGCCGGCGCGGCCAUGACCCUGUGCUGCGGCACGACCGCAACGCAGCAGCAGGAAAUUGAGACCAUAAAAAAGCAACCGGAUAUCGUCCGCCGACAGCAGCAGGAGACGAAACAGCCGAAACCGUCGGAAGGCUGUCUGCUGCGGCUCUUCGAGAGUCAGAUAUUCGACAUGUCGAUGGCUAUCUCUUAUCUGUUCAAUUCCAAAGAACCCGGCGUUCAAAGUUAUUUAGGUAACAAGAUGUUCAGUUUUCCGGAUAACGAUGUGGACUUUUACUUACCGCAGUUAGUUGUGAUGUACAUACAACUUCACGAUGUAACAGAAGUUCUUUAUCCAUAUCUUGUCCAUAGAUGUAGACAGUCGGCAGAUUUCUCGUUAAAGUGUGCCUGGCUGUUAGACGCGUACAGCUCCGAUGCUCAUUUGCCGUCGAAGAAGAAGUCUCAUGGGACCAAAUUGAAAAAUCUUAUCCUGUCAGAUGAACUCAGGCCAAAGGGAAAUGAGAGUCGAAAGCAGCGUAUUGCCGGGUUGCAAGUUCCUGCGCCAACACUAUUGCCCUCGACGCAAAAUCUCACGUCGCCAAAUAAGAAAACCCACCAAAGAUCUCAGUCGGACGCUACUGGACUGUUCCAGACUAUACGCCGUAGUCAUUCCGGUAAUAUAAAUAAAGUAAGUCUCGGGGACCUGAGCUCUGGUCGAGCGUUUGACAACGGCUGUACCUGUUUCUAUUCCUGCCAAGGUGUGGUGAACGAUUUGCGAGGCCAAAAAACCGAUUGUUUCUGCAACGCACCUCGACUCGCGCCAGAACUCGAAUUUAUUCAAGCGUUAAUAUCAAUUGGUAAAUUGCUCGGAACAAUACCAACAAAGGAAAGUAAAACCGUUCAAUUAGUGGCGGAGCUCAACACGCUUAAUUUGAAUCUUCCCGCGAGGGUGUGGCUUCCUUUGCACAGUACGAUACCUCAUCAUAUCGUUCGGGUUCCGCCGCAAUAUGCCGCCGUUCUCAACAGCAAGGACAAGGCACCUUACAUAAUAUAUGUGGAAGUAUUAGAAGUGGAUGAUCUGUACACAUCGCCCGUGCCAACAAAAAUAAUGGGCAGUUCGUUGAGGCACACCAAGUCGGAAGAGAAUUUAACGGGCGGCGAGCAAUCGAACAUAUCCGCACCCGAGAGCCAGCAGAAUUCGACGACACGACAGACCCCGGUCAAGAAUAUCUCGCCUUACUCCGUUAGAAAUACAGAUGUGGCAUUUAGCUUUCCCGAUGACGACCCCAACGAUUGUUGGAGUCAGGAGGACGACGAAAUCACACAGCAGUAUUUGCAGCUUCGCAAGCCGAAAGAUCGCGACACCAUAUCGCAGCUUAGUCAGGACUCGUCCGACAGCAGAGAGCCAAUCUUCGUUCCGGGCGAUAUCAAGAGAAGAUUGAGCGAAAUGGCAGCUACGCCCAGCGCGACCUUCAGUCAUGAUCCCGAGGACCCGUCGGCAGCGGUUCUCAAAGAACCGUGGGAGCAAAAGCAACGGCGUAUAAGAGCUUCCAGUCCGUACGGGCAUUUAGCGUCUUGGAGAUUGCUCGCGGUAAUUGUUAAGUGUGGCGAUGAUCUCAGACAGGAGCUCCUUGCCUCGCAGUUGCUCUCGAUGUUGCAAAGGAUUUGGCAAGACGAGCAGGUACCUCUUUGGGUGAAACCAUAUAAAAUUUUGUGUCUGUCCAACGACAGCGGCCUGAUCGAGCCGAUUCUUAACACCAUGUCGCUCCACCAGAUAAAGAAACAGUGCCAAUUAACGCUUUUCCAAUACUUCGAACGAGAGUUCGGUCCUUCUACCUCAGAGGCGUUUCGCGUAGCGCAAAGAAACUUUAUUCAGAGCUGCGCCGCGUACUGUCUGGUCAGCUAUCUCAUUCAGAUAAAGGACCGUCACAACGGAAACAUACUGCUGCACAGCGACGGCCAUCUGAUUCAUAUAGACUUUGGAUUUAUUUUAUCGACUUCGCCACGAAAUCUCGGAUUCGAGACCAGCCCGUUCAAGUUGACGCCGGAAUUCGUCGAGGUAAUGGGCGGCGAUCAAUCCAAGCUGUUCGAGCAAUUCAAGAGCCUCAUCCUUCAGGGCUUGAUCGCGGCGCGGAAGCACAUGGAGAAGAUAGUCAAUCUCGUUGAGAUUAUGUUAUCGGGCUCUCAGCUUCCGUGUUUUCGAAGUGGUGGGGCGGCGACUGUUCAAGGUCUUAAGAAUAGAUUCCAUCUCACGCUCACCGAGGAUCAACUGCGUCGCCACGUCGAGGAUCUGGUCGAGGGCAGUAUUAAUUCGUGGUCCACCAAACUCUACGAUCGGUAUCAAUACUUCGCGAACGGCACUCUUUAAUAUCAAACAAGCCGAAACGACUCUUCUGUCUGUCGCGUUUUGGCUAACACCCUUUCGAAGAUGACAACUGUUCGAAGAAAGGAUUAAUACCAACCCCCGGUAAAACGUGCUGUGUUACUUGUCGCACUAUUUUUACGUAUGUACACUUGAUAAACGAGGGGGUUGACCAAUCGGCGGCGCGCGUGUCCAUUUUGAAAAAAAAAAAAAAGAGAAAAACGCUGCUGCAGUGCUGCUGCAUUAGGAAAUCUAAACCACAAGUUUGUGAUAACAAUAGGGUAACACAAAUAGUUGUUGCGUUAAUAAUUAUAAUAUUGCCAUUUAUUUUAAUUCGCGUUAUACUAUAUAUAUAUACAGAGAUGUUCCCUCCCCUCCCCUUCACACUUAUUCGGUUGUUUGCUUCGUUGAGCUGCGUUGAAGAAGCUCGGCUUCGUUUGAUUUCGUGUAAAAUAACAAAAUAUAAAAAGCGCGAUUGCGCGCGCGCGCGAUGACGAGAACAAAGCAGGAAGUUUGUUCCGGGCACGUGAGCUGAUUGGGCAGCGCUCUUUCUUUUCCCCUCCCCAGGCAUUCCACGAACGACUUCUCGAGUGGAAAUUUUUCUUUUUCUUCGUUUCGAAUGUGUGUGAAACACAGAGCCCGGAUUAUAGGAUUUCGGAUAGAUCGCCCAAUCGUUUUGAGUUAUUUCUUGCUUUCGCGGCGAGUGAGAAACGAUACGAAAUAUUUUUAGCGAGCGAUGAGAAGAACUUUAAAAGAACUUUCGAUUGUGUGCACAGUGAUGGGACGUGCGAACAGUUUGCGAGAAAAGAGAGAGAGAGAGAGAAAGAGUGAUGAGAUGAGAGUGAUGCUUCGUUGAAAGUUAAAAAUAUUUAUCGUCGUUUGGGGGUAUAUUGCGAAAGGGAAAGGAACGAACUAUGAAAAUUUUUGCUACCCCACACAGUUGGUUACAUAUAUCCACUAUAUAUAUAUAUAUAUACAAACGUUUUUGUUCGAUACAUUAAGACUGCUGUUGUUUACGUAUGCCUCGAUUGACACAUUACGAAUUUAGCUGUCGCCGACGCGAGAGAGAGACGUGGCGUCGUUGACUGAGGCACGUUGAACUGCUGAAUCAAGUGUAGCUUUACAUAAAAAAAAAAAAAAAAAACACAGCGUAAUUUGUUAAAGGUGCCUUAUUUGUGUAGAAAGAAAGUGGUGUGGUUUGGGGUGUGAUCAAAUAUCUAGAGACAGAGCGGCGCGGCUGAUAUUAUUAUUAAUUACGGCAAUUCUUAGCGCGUAGAACUGACGAUCGGUCGGUGAAGAGAAAAAAACAACAACAACAACAAGCCGGACAAUCUGUAAUUUGUACAUAUAAAACGAGAAGAGAUAAAAAAAAAAAAAAGGACAGAAAAGAGAGAAACGUGUUUUGUUGCGUGGAACUUUCGUCGAUUCGCGGCAAUAAACGGCGGUGUGCGGCAUCGAAAACUCACUCGAAGAUCCCGAGUCGCCGAAGAGGGCGAGCACGCGAGAGGGCUGCGUACAAAAAAAGAAAAAAAAUCUAGGGACUCGGAUAUUAUUACGAGAGGGAGGCAAAUACUCAAAAUCUUUCCUACUUCGUAGAUUAGUAAAAAAAAAAAA